Oryza sativa Japonica Group (Japanese rice) is the source of this 1612-nucleotide messenger RNA. RefSeq lists its product as uncharacterized. The record is from RefSeq and is a predicted model, not a curated record. NCBI's taxonomy places the organism in Eukaryota, Viridiplantae, Streptophyta, Magnoliopsida, Poales, Poaceae.
AAAACUAACCUCACCUCACCUCACCUCACCUAGAGAGAGAAACACAGAAGCCAAAGCAAACCGAAGCCCAGUUUCUCUCUCCUCCUCCUCUUCCUCCUCGCAUCAGUCCGCAUAAAGUCUCCUCCCCUUCCCCCUCCUCCUCCUCCUCUCCAAUCUUGGCAGCAGCAGCAGCAAAGGGGCGGUGGGUUCUUUGUCUCUCUCUCUCGGGCGGAUUUCGGUUUCUUCGUGUGUUUGUUGGUUGCGUUGGCGUUUGGAGCGGCGGCGGUGGCGGUGAGUGUGAGUGGUGAGGAGGAGGAGGCCGCCAUGGGCGCGGGCGGGAGGUGGGUGGAGGAGUACGGGCGUUCGUCGUCGCCGUCGUCCAACCUGCAGUGCUUCUUGGACUGCACCACCCCCGCCGUCGACACGCACCUCCUCCCCAAGGCGAAUGGCCGGUUUUCGAGCGAUUCUUGGCACCACGCCGAGAUGGACAGCGUCGAGUACUUCAACCUCGCGGACCUAUGGGAGCAGUACUAUGAGUGGAGCGCGUACGGGGCUGGAACUACGGUGCAGCUGUAUGGAGGGGAAAGAGUAGUCCAAUACUAUGUUCCCUACUUGUCAGGGAUACAGCUAUAUACCAACAAAGCCCAGACUGCAUCCAGGAGUUUUGGUGAAGAUAAUGGCAUGGACUAUUGGAGCGAUGAUGAGGACAAUGAGAAGAUGUCAAGAUCUUGGAGUUCAACAUCUGAAGACUCAUUAUUUAACUGUGAUGCAAUAAGUGGCAAUAGAAAACGCCACGGGCACAUGUAUUUUGAGUUCUUCGAGGUUUGCUCUCCUUAUGGAAGGAUUCCACUCAUUGACAAGGUGUAUGAACUAUCCCAGAGCUAUCCUGGGUUGACAUCCCUGAGAAGUGUUGACCUUUCGCCUGCUAGUUGGAUGUCAGUUGCCUGGUAUCCCAUCUACCAUAUUCCCUACCAGCGCAAUGUGAAGGACUUAUCUGCAUGCUUCCUAACUUAUCAUACCAUUUCCUCUUCAUUUCAAGAUUACGCGCUCGAGAGCAUGGCCAACGGGAAGCGAAACGACGAGACGGAGAAGAAGGUCAGCAAGACUCAUCUUGCUCCGUUCGGGCUCGCGGCGCACAAGCUGCAGGGUUCUCUCUGGACCAACCCGAGAACAGGGGACCGUGACAGGAUGGUCUCCCUCUUCGGCGCCGCGGAUUCCUGGCUCAAGCAGCUCGGAGUCCAGCACCAUGACUACAACUACUUCAUCACUCACCCCAUGUGAUCUGAACAGCUGAUCUGUGUCAUCUGAGAAGAGUAGGUUGCAACUUGCAAAGAAACCCCAUGGCUGCAGACUUUGGAGAGGAGGCAUCAGAUUUUUACUUACCCCAGCGACAAUGGUAGCAAACGUUUUACCGUUUUGUCAAAAUGACACUGACAUUUGCCGGAUAGAGUUUUAUACCGCUUGAGACUUGAGACUUGAGAGUUUACCUGCAGCUGAAUAUAUACCGAAUAUAUCAGGACUUAUAGGUUUUGUGUUUUUCUUGGCUGAAGAUGUAAACCGACCGUGUACAGAAAGUUUUGGAACUAUUUUGAUAUCCAAUAUAUGUCGUGGUUGGAAUUGGAUUCAUACUGUA